This is a messenger RNA of Neltuma alba, 551 nucleotides long. RefSeq lists its product as uncharacterized. The transcript is spliced from 3 exons. The record is from RefSeq and is a predicted model, not a curated record. The coding region runs from base 234 to 551 and encodes 105 amino acids. Lineage: Eukaryota; Viridiplantae; Streptophyta; Magnoliopsida; Fabales; Fabaceae.
CAGAUGCAGAGACAGUGGCUCAAGCAGUGGGUAGCUUUGUCGCUUGGCCUGGCCGUCUUCUUACAUUAGGACAUCCUUCAAAGUCUAAGGGGAAGAAGAGCCUAUUGGGUGAUCACUCAUUAUCAUCACCACAGAAGCAGCCCUCUGAGCCCGUUCAAGUGGUAUCAUCAAGAUUCCGAAUAUGUCUUGAGGAAUAUGCAAUUGGGGCCAGAUUAGAACAUGGCGAGGAUUUCAUGAUUCCCCUAGAGUUUGAGCCAGAGGUAUACGGUCGACCCUCGUCAGAUUAUGUCACAAAUGAAGUAUUGAAAGAGAUUCUGACGCAUGGAAUGGCCAGCACAAAUGCCUGUAACUUUUAUAUCAGAUAUCUUUUCAAGAACUUCAUAGCCCCUGGUGGCCUUGAUGACAAGUUCAAGAUUAUCAGCCCCCACACUUUUGCUGGCCACGGACCUAAUAUGAAGAAAGACUUAUCCAGAGACUUGUUAGAUAUCUUCAUUUCUAGGGCAACACCGGGGGCUCAGACUUUGUUUUUGGCGCCUUAUUGUCAAGGGUAA